AUGGACUUGCUUUUAACCUUGCCAAAAGAGAAAAAUACUUUCGGAGCCGACAUUUUUCGAUACAAUGGCUUCUGGUUUCCUGAAGUACCCUUGCAUGGCAUGAUUGAGUCUGGAAAACAUUUUCAACCUCGGCAGAAUGAUGUGUUCCUCGUAACUGCUCCUAAAUCCGGCACUACAUGGUUGAAGGGCAUCAUGUAUACUUUGCUUAAUCGCGAAAUCCACCAUCCUCAAGAUCCUUACCACCCUUUGCUGACUCAAACUCCCCAUCAGCUUGUUCCUUUUCAUGAAUUACUUAAACGUUCCGAAUACAACUCUGUAUCCAACUCUCCUGAUAGCAGCAGUAGGAUCUUCGGAAGUCAUAUGCCAACAGUUAGUCUUCCUAAAUCCGUAAUAGAAGACAGUGAGUCAUUAAAUUGUAAGAUGGUGUAUUUGUGCAGGGACAUCAAGGACACCUUUGUUUCCUCCUUUCACUUUCUCAAACAGAAUCUAGAGCCAUCAAACAAUUGUAUGGAAAACCUCUUUGAUUUAUACAUCAGAGGAGUAAGUCCGGGUGGACCCGUGUGGGAUCAUAUCAUGGGAUAUUGGAAGGAAAGCUUGGAGAGGCCAAAUAAGGUGUUGUUUAUGAGGUACGAAGACAUGAAAUCCAAGCCUCAUUUUCAGUUGAGGCGUCUUGCGUUUUUUCUGGGAAAGCCCUUCUCCGAAGAGGAAGAAAAUUCAGGUAUGCUUGAUCAAAUCAUAAGUUUGUGCAGCUUUGAUAAUAUGAGGAAUCUUGAGGUUAAUAAGAGCGAUACAACUAAGCUUGGUAUAAAGAAUCACACAUUUUACCGGAGCGGUCAAGUUGGAGAUUGGAAGAAUUAUUUGACUGCGGAGAUGGCUGGGAUAUCAAGGACACGUUUGUUUCCUUCUUUCACUUUGUCAUCAAGCAUGUUGAUCCGUCCUCCACUUCUUUGGAAAAGGUCUUCGAUUUAUACAGUAGAGGACUCAAUGGAGCCUGGACCGGUCUGGGAUCAAAUCAUGGGAUAUUGGAAGGAGAGCUUGGAGAGGCCAGAUAAGGUGUUGUUUGUCAAAGUAUGA
Messenger RNA from Daucus carota subsp. sativus, 1074 nucleotides. Its product is annotated as cytosolic sulfotransferase 5. Gene Ontology annotation, cellular component: cytoplasm. NCBI's taxonomy places the organism in Eukaryota, Viridiplantae, Streptophyta, Magnoliopsida, Apiales, Apiaceae. Bases 1 to 1074 code for a protein of 357 amino acids. The transcript has 2 exons. Gene Ontology annotation, molecular function: sulfotransferase activity. Gene Ontology annotation, biological process: sulfation. The record is from RefSeq and is a predicted model, not a curated record.